Molecule: messenger RNA, 1386 nt
Organism: Pezoporus flaviventris
Lineage: Eukaryota; Metazoa; Chordata; Aves; Psittaciformes; Psittacidae
Gene: DUSP4
Product: dual specificity phosphatase 4
Exons: 4
Coding region: 35-1174 (379 amino acids)
Biological process (GO): protein dephosphorylation; endoderm formation; negative regulation of MAPK cascade
Cellular component (GO): cytoplasm; nucleus
Molecular function (GO): protein tyrosine/threonine phosphatase activity; MAP kinase tyrosine/serine/threonine phosphatase activity
Source: RefSeq, a predicted model, not a curated record
CUUCCCUCGCUGCCGGUCCCGGUCAUUCCCCGCCAUGGUGGCCACGGAAGGUCUGCGGGAGAUGGAGGGCAGCGCGCUGCGGAGGCUGGUGUGCCGCGAAGAGGCCGGCGGCGGCGGCGGCAACGGGAGGUGCCUGGUGCUGGACUGCCGUCCGUUCCUGGCUCACAGCGCCGGGCACAUCCGCGGCUCUCUGAACGUGCGGUGCAACACGAUCGUUCGGCGCCGGUCGAAGGGGUCCGUGAGCCUGGAGCAGAUCCUGCCGGCCGAGGGGGACGUGCGAGCGCGGCUGCGCGCGGGGCUCUACGCCGCCGUCGUGGUGUACGACGAGCGCAGCCCGCGCGCGGAGGCCCUGCGCGAGGACAGCACCGUGGCGCUCGUGGUGCGCGCGCUCCGCCGCGACACGGCGCGCGCCGACAUCCGCCUCCUCGCAGGGGGUUACGAGCGCUUCUCCUCGGAGUACCCCGAGUUCUGUGCAAAAACCAAGUCCCUGAGCAAUGUGUCACCCCCCACCAGUGCCGAGACCCUGGAUUUGGGCUGUAGUUCCUGUGGGACCCCCUUUCAUGACCAGGGUGGCCCUGUGGAAAUCCUUCCCUUCCUCUACCUUGGCAGCGCCUACCACGCUGCCCGGCGGGACAUGCUCGAUGCUCUGGGCAUCACAGCCCUCCUGAACGUCUCCUCAGACUGCCCCAACCACUUCGAGGGGCUCUACCAGUACAAGUGUAUCCCGGUGGAGGAUAACCACAAAGCCGACAUCAGCUCCUGGUUCAUGGAGGCAAUCGAGUACAUCGACUCAGUGAAGGAGUGCUGUGGCCGGGUCCUGGUCCACUGCCAGGCUGGUAUCUCCCGCUCAGCCACUAUCUGCCUGGCUUACCUGAUGAUGAAGAAGCGUGUCAAGCUGGAGGAGGCCUUCGAGUUCGUGAAGCAGCGCCGGAGCAUCAUCUCCCCUAACUUCAGCUUCAUGGGGCAGCUGCUGCAGUUCGAGUCACAGGUGUUGGCCACCUCGUACACAGUGGAAGCCGUCAGCCCCUCUGGGAAGCUGCGGGAGCGGGGCAAGGCCACCUCCACACCCACCUCUCCGUUUGUCUUCAGCUUCCCAGUCUCGGUCGGUGUCCACGCCACCCCCAGCAGCCUCCCCUACCUGCACAGCCCCAUCACCACGUCACCCAGCUGUUAGCUCAGGGGCUGAGGCCAGCCAGGCAGAGGGGGCUGGGCAUGGAGUGGGGCAGGAGGGCAUGGAGCCCUGUGAUGCUAAAGCAAUAGUGCUGGACACUGCCAUUCACCCUGGACUCGAUGUCUUCUUUUCGUAGGGAAAUUUCUUACCUCAUCUUGGUUUUUUUUGCUUUGUAAUUUUAUGUUUUGAAAGCAUGAAAGUUGUAAAAGCCACAA